Messenger RNA from Schistosoma guineensis, 237 nucleotides. The record is from the annotation of a GenBank genome assembly. Lineage: Eukaryota; Metazoa; Platyhelminthes; Trematoda; Strigeidida; Schistosomatidae.
AUGGACAGAACAUUGGUGGCCGUACUCAUUUUUACCCUCGCUGUUAACUAUCUGAGUGUGACGUACUGCGACGAAGAUGAGGCCGGUAAACCAUCUGAAACUGCUGAAGCCCCAGCUCCUGUGCCUACAAAGUCCAAAUCCGGCACCCCUGGUAAGGGGAAACCUAGGAGAGACUGGAUGAAGGUGUAUGGUAUUGAUAAGUCGAAAAAAAGAGCAAACAAAACAGUGAAAACUUGA